Molecule: messenger RNA, 7253 nt
Organism: Podarcis lilfordi (Lilford's wall lizard)
Lineage: Eukaryota; Metazoa; Chordata; Lepidosauria; Squamata; Lacertidae
Source: the annotation of a GenBank genome assembly
GCGUUGCUCUCGCGAAAGGCCUUCCGUUCUGCGCCCGGAAGCCGCCAGCUCUCGCGAGACUAGGAGCAAACCGCGCGGGAUCUCGGCCUUUUCCUGGAGGAGACCGCGGCCAAGAUGGUGGGUAGUUUCUGAAGCGGCGCGCAAUCCGGCUCCAUCCGGCCGGAGGAGGGCGGCGGGGGCCGGCGGGACUUGGCUGUUCGCGGAGUGGGGUCGGGCCCCGGUUAUACCGGCGGGGGCAGGAGGGCGUGAGCGGGGUGGGAAGCCCGGCGGGCGGCGAGACGAAUGGAGCGGCGGGGUAGCCCAGGCCUAGGCCUGGAAAGGGGUCCUCGGCACGACCAUAGCUGUCUCUGCAGCGCCUGAUCCCGUGUGGCUUAAGCUCCAGUGCCUGGCGAGGAGGCUCUUAAGGAAACUGUUCCUCUGAGCAUGGGCAGAGCGUCCAGCAAGGCUUAAGCUCCAGGGCUUGUAUUUUCAAAGGACAAGGGGAGACCCUUAAGGAAACUGUGUCUCUGAGCAUGGGCAGAGUGUCCAGCAAGGCUUAAGCUCCCGGGCCUGUAUUCUCAAAGCUUUAUUCAGAAGGGAGGGGGAGACUCUUAAGGAAAUUGUGUCUCUGAGCAUGGGUAGAGUGUCCAGCAAGGCUUAAGCUGCAGGGCUUGUAUUCUCAAAGGACAAGGGGAGACUCUUAAGAAAACUGUCUCUGAGCAUGGGCAGAGUGUCCAGCAAGGCUUAAGCUCCCGGUCCUGUAUUCUCAAAGCUUUAUUCAGAAGGGAGGGGGAGACUCUUAAGGAAAUUGUGUCUCUGAGCAUGGGUAGAGCGUCCAGCAAGGCUUAAGCUGCAGGGCUUGUAUUCUCAAAGGACAAGGGGAGACUCUUAAGAAAACUGUCUCUGAGCAUGGGCAGAGUGUCCAGCAAGGCUUAAGCUCCCGGUCCUGUAUUCUCAAAGCUUUAUUCAGAAGGGAGGGGGAGGCUCUUAGGAAAACCGUGUCUCUGAGCAUAGGUAGAGCGUCCAGCAAGGCUUAAGCUGCAGGGCCUGUAUUCUCAAAGGACAAGGGGAGACGCUUAAGAAAACUGUCUCUGAGCAUGGGCAGAGUGUCCAGCAAGGCUUAAGCUGCAGUGCCUGUAUUCUCAAAGCUUUAUUCAGAAGGGAGGGGGAGACUCUUAAGGAAAUUGUGUCUCUGAGCAUGGGUAGAGCAUCCAGCAAGACUUAAGCUCCAGUGUCUUUAUUUUCAGUUUUCUUCAGAAGAGAGGCGCUUAAAAAAAACUGUGUUUCUGAGCAUGGGUAGAGUGACCAGCAAGGCGGCAGCACGAGAAAUGACUGUUUUCAGAUAUGGCAGGAGGGGAGAGGAAUCGUAGUUCUGGAAAGGGACCCCAAGGAAUAUCUAGUUCAGGCCCUCCAACCUUUUCAGACCCAGCACUCACUUUUAACCCAAACGUGCAUUUCUUAGUCUUUUGCCGCAUGGCGGUGGUCCUGUUCACGAAGAAGCCCACCUUGCAUGAGGCUUCUGUUGGAAGACCAAGGAUCCUUUAAUGCAGGAAUCACAGCAAAGAUUAAAAGCCUUUCCCUCCACGCAUGUGCAGAAUGACUAGCAGGGCAGCCACAGAUACCUUCCAAAUAUUGGGGCGAGAGGGGAUGUUAACAUGGUCCCUGAAUAGGAGCAGAUUUCCAGCAAGCCCCAGAAUUUUUGUCACAAAGUCCAGGUCUACCGUCUUGGGAGAAUAUGGGCUGAGUGCUGGUGGCGUUUGUACAAGACCGCCUCUGAGCAUGAGUAGAGUGUCUUGUGGGGUUUAAUAGAAUUGUAGAGUUGGAAGGGACCCCACGCCCUGCAGUGCAGGUGACCCGCAUGGGAAUUGGACCCGCAACCUUGGCAUUAUCAACACCACACUCUAACCAAGCCAGCCAGCUGAAUUUCAGUUCCUGCGUCUGGGGUCUUUGUGGGGCAGGGAGGAAUGCUGCCGUUGCCUCUGAGCGUGAUAAGAGUGCUUGGAGCCCUUAAGCGCCAGCAGUUUCUUUCCAAGCCAGGAACCGUGUCGGUUUAGAUGUUAGCUUCGUUUUAUAUCCCACUUUUUUUUCCUCCAAGGCGUUCUCUGUGACUUUCUUCCCCUCCUUGUUUAAUCCCCACAACAAACCUGUGAGGUAGGCUGAGAGUCAGUGACUGGCCCGGGUUCACCCAGUGAGCUCCAUGGAGGGAUUUGAACCCUGAUCUUCCAGUUCCCAGUCCAACGCUCUUUAAGCACUGCCAUACAGUGUCUCUCAAACUGGCAAGGCUUGCCAGGUUGAGGAAACUUGCAGAUGUAUUCUCUGUGUUGGAGAGUUUUGGAUGAGGGCAGAAUGACGUGGGUUUGUGUAUUUGAUACACCCUUUCCCUGGUGUGACGCGGGUGGCGCUGUGGGUUAAACCACAGAGCCUACGCCUUGCCGAUCAGAAGGUUGGCAGUUCGAAUCCCCGCGAUGGGGUGAGCUCCCGUUGCUCAGUCCCUGCUCCUGCCAACCUAGCAGUUCAAAAGCACACCAGCGCAAGUAGAUAAAUAGGUCCCGCUCCAGCGGGAAGGUAAACGGUGUUUCCGUGCGCUGCUCUGGUUUGCCAGAAGCGGCUUAGUCCUGCUGGCCACAUGACCCGGAAGCUGUCUGCGGACAAGCGCCGCAACCCCAGAGUCGGUCACGACUGGACCUAAUGGUCAAGGGUCCCUUUACCUUUACCUUUUCCCUGGUGUGAGCGCCUUUCGUUUCCUCUCCCUGGGCAGGCGGAAGUGGAGCAGAAGAAGAAGCGUACUUUCCGGAAGUUCACCUAUCGGGGUGUGGACCUGGACCAGCUCCUCGACAUGUCCUAGUAAGAGAAUCAUCUUCCCUUUCCGUCGUUUACACCCUUCCUGUCCCCUUUUUGUGCUACAUCUCCCAUCGUCCACAGUCAGCACAGCUGGAUGAUGCCGUGGCUGGUGGAGGUUGCUGCCCAUAACUUGCCAGCUGGGCAAAAGCUGCCUUAGUUUAACCACCAGUCUUAGGCUGAACCCAAGCCCUUUUUUCGUGGUGUUGAGGCAGCGAGCUCAGCUGGUCUUCUGGAGGGUGCAUGUGACCAUCUUCGGGGUGGUAGAUCUGAAUUUGGUGAGAUGGAAAUCAUGUCUUCAUGUUGCGUUUGCAAAGUAAAGGAAGGACUGGACCCUGAUUAAAAGCAAGGCACGAGGCUUUGACCAGCAAGGCUCUUGGAGAAAAGUGCGUCCACCACACCCCUCGCCAGGCCAUUUUAUUAGCAAAAGAAUCUUUUACACAGUGCUCGUAAGAACCAAUCAUAUUUCCUCUGAGCAUUUCAUCAAACCGCACAUGGGGGAAAAGUAACACUACAACGCUAAUUAGCAUGCAUAUAUUUUGGGGUAAAUAUGUUGAGAACUACAAAGGGGUAGUAAAUAACUUGAGAACUACAAAGGGGUGCAUCUGGCAACCCCAGAGCUGUGAAAUAACCAUGAUAAGAAGGAUGGCCAGAAAGACCAGACCACUAUCACCUUCAUGUGAGAUCUGUUUCCUGGCUCCAAGAUUAAGAAACUACAUCAAAGAACUUGCCCACUAUCUUUUUAUGGCACAGGAUGCCCGCCUGGCGAAGCUACUGCUGUGUACGUGACAUGUGGGGAAGAGAGGAAUGGGCAGUAGAGUCAAAAGGGCAUGAAUGUAGAAUCUUAUGGGAUUUAAUCAGAAAUUAUCGUCAAUAUAUCAGACCCAGUCAACACAGUGAUUUCAUCGUGGACACGAUGGCUUGAUGUAUAUUUUAUAAUUCCUCAUGGUAAUCCCAUCUGACCCCUACAUCUCCAGUGUUGGAAACUCGGGUAUAUCAUCUAGGUGCCAAAUGGAUCCUUAAACCAAGGCUGCCGUUGUGAAAACGGAAUGUCCAUUUUGGGGCAAGACGGCUCAAAAGUCUUAUUUUUCAGAGGAUGAUUGAUUCUCAGUCAAACAUCCGGCUACUUCAGAGGACAACCUUGAGCUUGGGCUGAGAGCUUUGAGAACUUAAAAGAAGGAAAAUCCCUUGAUCCAGGGGCAGCCCACAUCUAUAUUGGCCUCUUCCGACCUCUUUUUGUAUAUAUAAUAAUAUAUAUAAUUUAUUAUUUAUACCCUGCCCAUCUGGCUGGGCUUCCCCAGCCACUCUGGGUGGCUUCCAAAAAAAUAUUAAAAUACUGUAAUACAUCAAACAUUAAAAGCUUCCCUAAACAGGGCUGCCUUCAGAUGUCUCCUAAAAGUCUGGUUGUAGUUGUUCUCUUCGACAUCUGGCGGGAGGGCGUUCCACAGGGAGGGCGCCACUACCAAGAAGGCCCUUUUUCUUAGACCAUUCAUAACGUAAGAAUAUUCUUCACAACCGUGAGCAGGGCAGCUGGGAGGGGCGGUAAGUGAAGAAAAGCAACAAUUCACUACAGUAGUACCUCGGGUUAAAUACUUAAUUCAUUCCGGAGGUCUGUUCUUAACCUGAAGCACCCCUUUAGCUAAUGGGGCCUCCUGCUGCCGCCGCGCCUGAAGCAAAGUUCUUAACCCGAGGUACUAUUUCUGGCUUAGCGGAGUCUGUAACCUGAAGCGUAUGUAACCCGAGGUACCACUGUAUAACGGCAUUCACUGUUCCUGCUCAGGCCGCACAGAAAAAUACAUUUUGGUUCCAGAAAGCCAUUCUGACUGUGCAGCUAAAAUAUAACGGAUAGGAUUCUGCAGGUUGGCGUAUUAGUGUGUGAAAACAGUCCGGAUACAAGGAUCCCCAUGUGGCGAAGAUUCCGGGCAUCUUCCCUUAGUUGCAAGUGGUUGGGACCCAGGUGCGAAAUGCGCCUGGCUGAUUCCGAACACAGCUGUCCUUGCUCUGAUUCCCACCCCCUCUGGGCACCUGGGAUUGACCACUGAUGCCCUUUAACUUCUGCCUGCCCAGUUUUGGGAUUUAAUAUAUAAUGAACUGAAGAAACUUUUUAAGAACACAUUCCCGAAAAAACCGGAGGCUUUUCUAUUAGGGAUAAUAGGGGAGGAGGUAAAAAAGGAGGAUUGUAAAUUAUUUCAAUAUGCUACAGUGGCAGCUAGGAUCCUUGUGGCUCAAAAGUGGGAAUUACAGGAGACGCCAACGGUAAUGGAGUGGCAGGCUAAAUUUUUUGAGUAUACAGAAUUAGCUAAAAUGACUUAUAAAAUUCGAGACCAAAAAGGGACAAAGUCUGAAGAAGAGUGGGGUAAAUUUGUUGCAUACAUAAGAAGUAACUGUAGAAGUCUAAAAACUGUAGCAGGGUUAACACAAAUCCUGUGAUGUGUAUAGAAGGUAAAUAAGAAUCUGCAAGAGAAGAUUUAAAUUAAGAAAACCGAAGCAGGGAAGGAAGGAAGUCUGGGCGUGAAACUACGCAGUGUAAAUAAGAUGACAUAAAAUGAUGAUUGUAAAAGAUUAAGUUUUAUUUUUGUUUGUGAAAAACUCAAUAAAAAGCAUUUUUUAAAAAAAACAACCUCCUGCCUGCCCUUUAACUUCUGCCUGACCGUUCCUUUUCUGUUCCCAGCGAGCAGCUGAUGCAGCUAUACAGUGCCCGCCAGCGCCGGCGGCUGAACCGCGGCCUGCGUCGCAAGCAGCACUCCCUCCUCAAGCGCCUGCGCAAGGCCAAGAAGGAGGCCCUGCCCAUGGAGAAGCCUGAGGUGGUCAAGACCCACCUGCGAGACAUGAUUAUCCUUCCGGAAAUGGUGGGCAGCAUGGUUGGCGUGUACAAUGGGAAGACCUUCAACCAGGUGGAAAUCAAGGUGAGGGCUGGUGGCUGGGGAGGAACAGCUUCUUCUUACUAUUAUUUAUUGAAUUUAUAUAACGCCCUAUCCCCGGGGGUCUCAGGGCGCUUCACAGAGUAAAAUCAAGAUAUAAAACCACAAAAUACAUAAUAAAAGUUAAAACAGCAACCCAAUAGCCUCUCCCCCAACAAAACAAAAACACAUUUUAUAGGGACACAGGAUGUAAAUCAGAUCAACGAAAGGCCUGGUUAAAAGGGAACCUAAAGGUGUAUAAUGAAGGCGCCAGGCAAACUUCCCUAGGGAGAGUGUUACACAGACAGGGAGCCACUGCAGAGAAGGCCCCGCUCUCGUGUUGCCACCCUCAGGACCUUUCGAGGAGGAGGCACACGAAGGAGGGCCUCAGAAGAUGAUCUCAGGGUCCGGGUAGGUUCAUAUGUAAAGUGGCAGUCCAUGAGGUAUUGUGGUCCUGAACCGUUUAAGGCUUUGUAGGUCAAGACCAGCACUUUGAAUUGGACCCAGAAUUGCAGAGUUGGAAGAGACCACAAGGGUCGUAAGUUUUGAAUCUCUUGGAAAUUGUAAUUAAAAGAGCUUGCAAACUGAACAAUCAAAUGAAUUUAGCAAGUUGAUGCCUAAUUAAUCAUAAGGCAGUAAUGUCAACAUGGCUUUAAGGUUAAAAGCGUUCUCUUAUUAAAAAAUCAGCAUCUACCAGAUUUGCAAAAUUGGGAAAUUCCGCGGUUGUAGAAAUUGCAUUGCCAGUCACUGCCCAACGUUUUGUGUCAACACAACACAAACUCUUUACUCCCAAUACAGAGUCUCAAAUCUCACUAUGCAGACUGAUAGGGAUUUUUAAGGUCUAACGUGGACCACAUUUGUCACCCAUUUAAUUGUCUCAGCAUUUCUUUCAUUUAACAAAAUGCAUUCACCACUUGAUGGUUUUAAAAGCAAACAAACCCACAAACAUUCUAAGCAGUUUAGUAAACCCCCCAGGUAAAGAAAAGCAAUUUUGCCAACCAUCUAGCCAUUCCCCUUUGCAUUAACUGCCUAUGUCUCCAAACUUUGCUGUUCUUCUGGUGUGAUUGUUUUACUCUGUUUUCACCAUCCUUGACACAAAGCUAACCUUGCAAUUGCAUAGGGCUUUAGUCGUUUCACAGAAAGCAGUUCAUAAAUAUAUUGAAUACAUUAUUUCUUCCUUGUUCGAUUUAUUCGUUGCUUGUGACUUGUGUUAUUUAAGAACAAAAAGCAUAUUGUGCCUUUAAAAAUUCAGGCAGAACGUUCGCAUUCUUCUGCAGAUGCACAAACAAAAAGCAGCCUCCUUCAUCACAGCACCAGGAAGAUUCCAGAGUGCUAACAAAUCUCGUUUCCCUCCUUUCUCUUUCAGCCUGAAAUGAUUGGCCACUAUUUGGGAGAGUUCUCCAUCACUUACAAGCCCGUUAAGCACGGCCGACCUGGAAUCGGGGCCACCCACUCCUCUCGGUUCAUUCCUCUGAAGUAAGGGGACUUGGGAAGAGUUGUGUCUCUCGUGUAAAUAAAAGGGUUUCCCAACAAUAU